Molecule: messenger RNA, 600 nt
Organism: Elephantulus edwardii (Cape elephant shrew)
Lineage: Eukaryota; Metazoa; Chordata; Mammalia; Macroscelidea; Macroscelididae
Product: eukaryotic translation initiation factor 1-like
Exons: 3
Coding region: 1-600 (199 amino acids)
Biological process (GO): translational initiation
Cellular component (GO): eukaryotic 43S preinitiation complex
Molecular function (GO): translation initiation factor activity; RNA binding; ribosomal small subunit binding
Source: RefSeq, a predicted model, not a curated record
AUGGACCAGCCAAACAUCAGUGUUCCUCACAAAUAUUGUAUAUCCGCUACCCAGAAUCUCCACUCUUUUCACCCCUUUGUUGAUGCAAGUAAGGGUGAUGACCUGCUUCCUGCUGGGACUGAUGAUUAUAUCUAUAUAAGAAUUCAGCAGAGAAAUGGCAGGAAGACCCUUACAACUGUCCAAAGGAUUGCUGAUGAUUACGAUAAAGAGAAACGAGUGAAGGCGUUUAAGAAGAAGUUUGCCUGCAAUGGUACUGUCAUUGAGCAUCCAGAAUACAGAGAAGUAAUUCAGCUACAGGGUUACCAGUGCAAGAACAUAUGCCAGUUCAUUGUGGAGAUUGGACUGGCUAAGGACGACCAGCUCAAGGUUCAUGGUUUUCCACCGCAAACCAAAACGGCACCCAAGGCGCCAGCUUUGACUCCCGGAAGAUCGAGCCCGGUGCCUGGACCAGCUUCCCGCCCGCCGGCCCUACCUCGUCCUGGGGGAAGCUCUGGAGGGCAGGUAACCGUGGCCACCGAGUUCCAGACAGACAAGAUCUCCGCCCAGGGCUCCUCAACUCCGCACUCUGCGAUUGUGCCUUUUAUUUUAAUCCUUAUUUGA